Messenger RNA from Oldenlandia corymbosa var. corymbosa, 2578 nucleotides. Lineage: Eukaryota; Viridiplantae; Streptophyta; Magnoliopsida; Gentianales; Rubiaceae. The record is from the annotation of a GenBank genome assembly.
AAACGCAAUUUUAUUUUGCUAAUAUUUGUACUUAAGUGCACUAUAGUAAGUUACUUGAUGAUAUUGUUCUCCAUUUGCGUGGGUUUUUAUACCACUUAAAUUCCUUUUCUUCGUCUUUCUUCUUUUUUUUUUCAUUAUUAAUUACACAUUACCUCCCAAUCGUUUUCACUUAUUUAUUGCAAAACAAUAAAAGAUCAGGUAAGACAUCACAUGAAUCUAUCAUCAAAAUAUAAGAUUGAUUAAAAAAAAAUUGAACGAAUUCAAAUGAAAAUUAGUUACAAAAUGUACGUGGAUUUUAAAUUGUUUUAUUGAUACAAAUCAUAACAUUAAUUGAGAUAUAAAAAUGAGUAAUAAUCUAAAAACACAUCUCUUCCGAUAAAAAAAUCUUUUGCUAAAAUUAUGUACUCCUACUUAGUAGUAAAAAGGAAAAAAAAAAGUUUCUCCAACUACACCUCUACCUAACACCAUCCACACCAACCACACCAAACGGAGCCACCAACUCCCGCUCCACUUUCCUCCAUCAUCAUCAUCACCAAAUUUACAUAAAUUCACGUUAACUAAAUUCAAAUUCAAAACUCCAAUUCCCCUGCUUUCUUUCUUGGUAGGAAAAAAAAAUGGCUUUACUAGUGAUAAUUCUCUCAACUACCCUUAUCUUCCUAGCCUAUAAGCUAUACCAACGGCUGAGGUUCAAGCUUCCGCCGGGCCCCCGGCCGUUACCGGUGGUCGGAAACAUAUACGACAUCAAACCGGUGAGGUUCAAGCAGUUCGCGGAGUGGGCCAAUAUCUACGGCCCAAUAUUCUCUUUCUAUCUGGGCUCACAGCUGAACACGGUGGUGACCACGGCGGAAUUAGCCAAGGAAGUUCUGAAGGAGAAUGAUCAACAAUUGGCGGAUCGGUACCGGAGCCGGCCGUCGGCGAGAAUGAGCCGGAACGGUCAGGAUUUGAUCUGGGCCGAUUAUGGGCCUCAUUAUGUUAAAGUACGUAAGCUGUGUAAUCUUGAGCUUUUCACUCCAAAGAGGCUUGAAGGGCUAAGGCCUAUUAGGGAAGAGGAGGUUUCUGCCAUGGUUGAAUCCUUUUACAGAGACGCCAUUAAACCAGAAAAUGCUGGAAAAAGUUUGGUGAUUCGCAACUACUUGGGACCUGUAGCAUUCAACAACAUAACUAGGUUAACAUUUGGAAAGAAAUUUAUGGAUUCUGAGGGUGUGGUGAAUGAACAAGGCCAAGAAUUUAAGGGAAUCGUUUCCAAUGGCCUCAAAAUUGGAGCGAAACUUCCCGUGGCUGACUACAUUCCUUGGCUUCGAUGGAUGUUUGUGCGCGAAAAUGAGGAGCUCGAUAAACAUAAUGCUCGGAGAGACAGACUGACCAGAAUGAUCAUGGAAGAGCACACACUUGCAAGGCAAAUGACUGGCAACACAAAGCAGCAUUUUGUUGAUGCAUUGCUCACACUUCAGAAGCAAUAUGACCUUAGUGAUGACACCGUCAUUGGACUCCUCUGGGACAUGAUUACUGCUGGCAUGGACACAACCACCAUAUCAGUUGAGUGGGCUUUGGCCGAGCUAGUAAAGAACCCAAGGGUGCAGCAGAAGGCACAAGAAGAACUUGACCGUGUGAUUGGCACGGACAGGAUCAUGACGGAAGCUGAUUUUGCUAGACUUCCUUAUCUGCAAUGCAUCACCAAGGAAGCUCUAAGGCUACACCCUCCCACUCCCUUAAUGCUCCCACACAGAGCGAAUGCUAAUGUCAAAAUCGGUGGUUAUGAUAUUCCAAAGGGAUCUGUUGUACAUGUUAACGUUUGGGCCAUCGCCCGUGAUCCAACAACCUGGAGAAACCCAUUGGAAUUCCGACCCGAGAGAUUCCUGGAGGAGGAUGUUGACAUUAAAGGACACGAUUAUCGGCUGCUUCCAUUUGGCGCCGGAAGAAGGAUCUGCCCCGGCGCUCAACUUGGACUCAAUCUGGUAUCUUCAAUGUUGGGGCACCUGUUGCAUCAUUUUACUUGGUUGCCACCACCGGGCGUCAGGCCUGAAGAAAUCGACAUGGAGGAGAGCCCGGGAGUAGUGACUUACAUGAAAUCCCCCUUGCAAGCUGUUGCCACUCCUAGGUUGCCAGCGCACUUGUACAAUCGCGUUGAGCUUGAGAUAUGAUAUACCUGUAUCCCCUGUUCUAUCUACUACAUCUUUUGCUUGUAAGAGAGUUUGUUCAAUUUCCUAGGAAUUAAUGAAGCUUUUGACUGAAUGCAGGUUGAACCCGAUUUUCAGCAGUUUUAGAUUAGUACUUUCUGUGAAUUUAGAUUAUGAAAUCGUGCCGCAACAGUGGAAAGAUGACAUUUCACUACUCUGUUUGUCUAAAUUAAAUAAAAAAAUAAUUGAAUUAAACCAAUAGAAAUGAAAAUGAGAAAUUGAGAUUUUAAUUCAAUCCUUCUUUGUCUGGGAGAUCUUCUGAUCACUCAAGAACAACUUUAGAAACCCCACCAUAGUGCGGAAGGAUAAAAACCAAAGUACUUACUUCAAUGGACAUAGUAAUACUAACUUUUUCUAAAUUUUUCAAUUGUUUCUAAAGCCUAAACAAACUUCUAUCCUUC